UCUGUAGCCCGUGGAGUGGGAGCGUCCUCAAGGCCUGGGUGCUCGGCGUGCUUCCUUGCCAAUCCUGAGGAGCCCGCGAGGACUGCUGAGGCCGCAGGAGUGGUUGGAAGGACAAUGCAAAUGAGCCUUUGACAUCAUGAUGGAUAUCCGGCAAAGAAAAGAGACAAAACCCAUAGAAGUUUCUGAGGAUUUUCCAUCACCAAAAGAAGAUGUGAAAUUGGAAAAGAAAUUGCCAUCUGAUCAUGCCUCUGGAAGGUUCUGGAAGAUCCUGUCGUCUGCGGUUGGUGGAACGGUGGCGCUUUGCAUUGGACUUCUUACAUCCGUUUACCUGGCUACCCUGCAUGAGAACGAUUUGUGGUUUUCCAAUAUUAAGGAAGUAGAGCGAGAAAUCUCAUUCAGGACGGAAUGUGGACUGUACUAUUCUUACUACAAACAGAUGCUGCAGGCUCCGACCCUCCUGCAAGGUUUCCACGGCUUAAUCUAUGACAACAAAACCGAGUCCAUGAGGACCAUCAACCUCCUUCAACGGAUGAACAUUUACCAAGAAGUUUUUCUCAGUGUUUUAUAUAGAGUUCUCCCCAUACAGAAAUAUCUAGAACCUGUUUAUUUUUAUAUCUACACCCUUUUCGGGCUCCAGGCAGUCUAUGUCACGGCCCUUUAUAUAACCAGCUGGCUCCUUAGUGGCACCUGGCUGUCAGGACUGUUGGCAGCUCUCUGGUACGUCACCAACAGAAUAGAUACCACAAGAGUUGAGUUUACCAUCCCGCUGAGGGAGAACUGGGCUCUGCCUUUUUUUGCAAUUCAGAUUGCAGCAAUUACGUACUUCCUGAGACCAAACUUACAGCCUCUUUCUGAAAGGCUGACACUCCUUGCCAUCUCCGUAUCGACGUUCCUCUUUAGCCUGACAUGGCAAUUUAAUCAGUUCAUGAUGCUGCUGCAGGCUCUGGUGCUGUUCAUCCUGGACUCCUUGGACAUGCUGCCGGCCGUGAAGGCGACCUGGCUGUACGGCAUACAGAUAAGCUGCCUGCUGCUCGUCUGCACGCUUCAGUUUUUUAACUCCAUGAUUCUGGGAUCCUUGCUCAUCAGUUUUAACCUUUCAGUGUUAAUUGUAAGAAAACUUCAGAAAAACCUGAAGACUGGAUCCUUCCUGACUAGAAUUUGGAAACUAUUGUUGCAUUUGCUUCUAGUUUUCUGCUUGACACUUUUUCUCAACAACGUUAUUAAGAAAAUUCUUAACCUGAAGUCAGACGAACACAUCUUCAAAUUUCUGAAGGCCAAAUUUGGGUUUGGAGCAACAAGGGAUUUCGAUGCAAAUCUCUAUCUGUGUGAAGAAGCCUUCGGCCUCCUGCCUCUCAACACAUUCCAAAGGCUCUCGGAGACACUGCUUUUUUACGCAUACAUGUUUGUCCUGUUGGUCACAGUGGUCACAGCGUCCGUUGUGGCCUUUCGUAAUCUCAGUGAUUCCACAAGCCUGCAGUCCGUGGAUCAGACAAGAAAGCGCGCCGUUGACCUGAGGCCAGAAGCCGCGUACAACCUGAUCCACACCAUUCUGUUCGGGGUCCUGGCGUUGAGUACCAUGAGGAUGAAGUACCUGUGGACCUCCCACAUGUGCGUGUUCGCGUCCUUCGGCCUCUGCAGCUCUGAGAUCUGGGAACUUCUCCUGAGGCUGGUUCAUCUCUGUAACCCAAAGAGGAUCUGGGUCAUGCGGUACUCGGUGCCUGUUCUCACCCUUCUGUACCUGUGCUGUAAGUCCUGGCCAGGAAUGAUGGAUGAACUCUCCGAGUUGAAAGAAUUCUAUGACCCAGAUACAGUGGAACUGAUGAACUGGAUUAACUCUAACACACCAAGGAAGGCCGUGUUCGCUGGAAGCAUGCAGUUGCUGGCCGGAGUCAAGCUGUGCACAGGACGGACCCUCACCAACCACCCACACUAUGAAGAUAAGAGUCUGAGAGAGCGGACCCAGGCGGUUUAUCAGAUAUAUGCGAAGAGGUCCCCGGAGGAAGUGCACGAGCUCCUGAGGUCCUUUGGCACUGACUUCGUGAUCCUGGAAGACAGCAUCUGCUACGAACGCAGACACCACAGGGGCUGCCGGCUGCGUGACUUGCUGGACGUCGCCAACGGACAUGAGAUGGAUGGGCCAGGAGAAAGUGACCCUGACUUGAGACCUGCAGAUCACCCUCGCUUCUGUGAAGAGAUUAAAAGAAACCUGCCCUCCUACACAGCCCACUUCACGAGAGUAUUCCAGAACAAGACAUUCCAUGUCUACAAGCUUUCCAGAAACAAAUAACCAUCUCCAUUCUUAAAGCCACAGUGCAUCUACAACCGGUGGAGUCCGUGUCCGUGAGUCAGGAAAGGGACUUGAAUGCUACCAUUGCAGGCGGCCUGCAGACAAGUCCUGCCAUCAUCAUUGGAAACGCCUUCCGCUAACGUCAGCCUUUUCUGUCCUGUCUCUGUCUUUUCUGUGAGUGUUCUUAGCCUCACAGGUAUACCUGCCCAAGGCUGGCCAGGGAUUUUGUCAUUGAGGGAAUUUUGUGUGACCCACUGGGUGACCUGGGAAGUGAGAGCCCGUUUGAGAUCUGAAAUAUUUGUGAUUUUCGGUGCCCCUGAGCCAGCAGUGAGCGAGUAUAGUUGACAGUCUGCACAGUUCAGUUACUGACAUUUCUUCACCACUGAGACCGCUUGGUGGCUUUCUAACAGUUUGUUGUCCUGUCUUGUUAAAGUUUUAUAAAAUUUCCAGUUUACCAUGCUUUCACACGUGUGAAGAAACAAAUUAUUUUAGGUCUCUGAACCUUAAAUAUUUCAUUUGUGCUCCAAAAUGUCACAUGCACAGUAGUGUGUAACACAUUUAGAGAGUGUGUUUGUUUUAAUUCUGGGCACAGCAGUUGGGGUGCUACCGGGCCAGGCAUGGUGACGCACUCCUUUAAUCCCAGCACUCGCAGGCAGGGGCAGGCAAAUCUCUUUGAGAGUUCGAGGCCAGCCCGGUCUAUAUAGUGAAUUCUGGGCCAGCCACAGCGAUGUAAAGAGACCCUGUCUCAAGAAAGCAAAGUGUGUCAGCUUACACUAGAAGUCUUUGAGGGAAUGCACUCAUGCUUUUUAAUCUCUCCUGUAGGGAAAAUAGCUUCUGCUUCAGUUCUCACUCACUUCAAUUUACCGGGUCUGCAAAACUUGGUAAACUUCUGUGGUUUUAGCCUUUGUAUUUUUUUUUCUUCAUAGCCUAGAAACUUGCAAAGUCUGAGGCUGUUUUAGAUGCUGUACCUUGACUCCUAGAGUUCUAUGUGGCACUCCAUACUCUUUGACCUCUGGUCUCCAGUCUUCCUUCUCAACCCUGGAGACAUCGCAUCCCUCCCUACGAGGUGACCAAGUGCCUCCAGGCCGCACUGUAAGCGGCGGAGAGGGGUUGGCGUACCUGCUCAGAGUUUUUGAGAAUUGCUUUUAUAAUUCAUUUCUAAUGGUGGGGGCCAUGUACAAGCUGCUGAUACAGGCACAUUGUCCACUUAAUUAAAUCAAGAUAGCUAAUGAAAUUAACUUUCCCUCCCGCUCCUGCCAUUUGGAAGUGAUUUAAAUGUUUCUCCUCAACCGUUAGUGUAAUAAAUCCCCCUGGAACAUCGGCCGGAGAGCACCAUGUGCUCCAACGAUCCGCCUCCGAUGACCCACGGGUUGGUUGCUGCUUGAGUGGCAUUCAAAACUGUGUUCCAUUGUCUCACCAGGUGUGGGGUUUUUAUGUAAAACUCAAAUAAGACAUCAACAGCUAGGUUAUUAAAUUAAGGCAUUGGGACUUUGGAAUCCAGCCUUUUCCGUACCCCUUAAUGAGGUUAGGAGACCACCGCAGUUAGGGGGAACACAACAAGGAAACACAUUCGUCAGUGCUAGAACUUUAAUGAAGCUGCAGUGCUGCAUGCCCACCACUGCCGGCACUGAUGGAACAUUCUGGGCCAGUGCCUUAUUCUUAAGGGAAAGCAGGCGUAGAUAAGGCACAAGGCGUUGGGACCCGGUGACAGUUACUUUGUGGGUGAGUUUGCAUUUAUGUUAAGCAUUCCUAUGUGCACUUGGUGUUUGGCGUCUUGUGAGCCAAGAGUCGUGGAUGUACAUCCUCACCGAGGUAACAUUCGUGCUCGCGGGCACUCUGUCUCCACUGCACCAUCACCGCCAAACCACAGUGAGAAGUGCCAAAAACCAGUCUUCCACAGCGCUCUCCCGUGACACUGUGAUAUGUACAGGACAAUGUUAGAACACAUUUUUCUUUCUUUAAAAAAAAAUAAAUUCUAUAUUUUAAAAAAAUGUAAAUAUUUGGUUAAAAUAAUUAGACUUUUAUCCAUCUUAUAAAAUACUGCCUCAGUAUCCCCCGUAGGUCUGCUCACUGUCAGCAGCAACCCGGCCACAAAAUCUUGAAACUACACAUCUGGACCUUGCCUGAUUUUAGCUAAAUCCUCAGUCUGCCUCCCUGUAGAAGGUAGCUUAGCCCAGGCUUUCUUAGCUGCAUCAUUAACUUAUUCAUAGACAGCUGGGUCAAAAUUUAACUGUGGAGCAGUCUCGCAAUACUGUUCCCUCCCCUGCUGGUAUCUGAAACAUAAUCAGUGUCUGUUGUGCCUGACCGGCAGUAUUCAGCUAAUUAUGAUUUCCGUAAUAAAAAAUCUCCUCCUGACAAGCACCCCCUGCCCCCAGUGGUUUUCAAUCCUCAGGAGGGAGGGCCUCUGUGAACAGUGACUCAUAGCCUGAGUAAAUGGGGCUGCCGGCCAUACUAUUGUGCACAACCAGAUUUUAAUUCCUUUAACUGUGUAAACGGAAGAGGCUGAUAAACUCUGACUCUGUUACCUUGAAGACUGACCUGUUCUAUAGCCGGAAAUGCAAAAUGAAAUCCCUGGACAUCUCUCCUCUUUUGGCCGCCUCUCUCCGGGUCAGAUGGCUUUCUCACCACUCCUACAACUGGCAGCUCCGCCUCUGUAGGGCGGUCCAGUCCAGCUAUGACACUUGGGGUUUUACUGGCUCUCAGUUUAGGAAUCUACUCUGGUGGUUCCAAGAUCUCCCCCUGAGCCUGUUGAGCCUGUGAUUUCUGCACUUGCGCAGACACAGCAAAGUAAAAGCAUUUUGCAGCUGUUGGAUUUUCUCUGUAACUAACUUGUCCUUGAAAGCCGGUGGAACAGUCCUCUGAGGUGGGAGUGAGGAUGAUUAUAGGAAAGACGGGAAGAAGACUCACAGACAAAAGUUAGAAUUGGGAGGGCUGCAGGUCAAUACCACAAUCAGCCUCAAGUUUACUUUUCUUGCCCUUUUUAUACUUCACAGUGGCAUGGGAAACAAAGUUAUAAGCUAGCAGAAACAGUGGCUGAAGUACACACGGGAUAUCUGUUCCUAUCAGGAGGCCUCCCUGUUCCUUCCUAUAAGUUUAACAGAACAUUCAACCCCUGGCCUUGAGCCUCAAGUGUAUCCUCUCUUAUUCCAUGUAUCAGCAGGCCAGGAAGUCUGCCACAGACCCUGAGCUGCCCUGACUGCCUGCCAGGCAGGCUCUCACAGAAACAGACAACAUGGCUCCUGACGCUCUCGCUAACCAAACCUUUCAGCAAAUCGUGUUUGGUAAUUUUAGCUCUGGUGAGGAGUCCAGCUUAUGACCUUGUCUUUGAGCACACAGGAGGAGAACAGAUCCACCCUUGGCCAUAACCUCCACACCGUGCAAGCAGAAGCCAGUGCCUGUAGCCCUCACUUUGUGUUGUGCGGGCCCUGGGGACUGUUGGUAAUAGUGUUCAGUUGUGGCUCUGAAUAGAGCAAGCACUAGGCUUUGCUUCUGAGUUUCCAGAAGAACCUCUAAGUACAACAGAAGUGCUCUUAACUCCACUUCUGACUCCUCAGAGCCUCCAGUCUCCAGCCCUCUCGGGAGCUGCCUGCUGCAAUCCAGCAGGCAGCCGCUGCCUUGUGUUUCCUGGUACCAUGCUCCAGUCAGUGGCAGCCCACCCCGGAUGUCUGGGUGCACCUUCUGCUGCUGAUUGUGAGUUUAGAGCCCCAACCACAAGAGGACCAUGGGUGUGAAUUGAGAGAAGAGUGUGUGCCUGGCAUCGAACAAACCCUGGGCUUGAUCCCAGCACUGCAGCAGACAGACAGAAAAAGAGAUAAUUUUGCAAAAAUCUUAAAUGCUUUGACAAGGCGGGUUGCUCAUCAAAAUUGCUUUUAAGUUUAACUUGCUUGUGUCUGCAAAGACGGUUCAGUUGUUAUGUGUGCCUGUCUCUUGUAUAGCUUGGUUCUCGGCACCCAUGUGUGUCAGUUCACAACUGCCUAUAACUCUGGCUCCAAGGGACCCAGCCUUCUUCAUAUACAGACAAAUAAGUAAAAGUAAAAGGAAGACCUUUAUUUUUAAAUAAAAAUGUGACCAGAAAAAUUAUUAGCUAUCAGAGGGAUUAAAAGGAAGGAGAUGUGUGAGCUUAAAUUCCUUCAUAGAAGUAUCUACGAGCUCACCACGGCCCCUCUAACAUCUAAGCCGGAACCUGGGUGGGUGGCUCAUAGGUACAGAGCUGGGCCUGUUAUCAGGUAGGGGCAUUGCCUGUGUGUGGCAUCUGUAGGGGAAAACCUUACAAAGAGCUUUUAUAACUGAAUUGUGUGGAGAUUGUAUACUAAAUAAAGCUCUUUUCAAUAA
This is a messenger RNA of Grammomys surdaster, 6619 nucleotides long. RefSeq names its product dpy-19 like C-mannosyltransferase 3 (gene Dpy19l3). Gene Ontology annotation, molecular function: mannosyltransferase activity. Gene Ontology annotation, cellular component: nuclear inner membrane. Lineage: Eukaryota; Metazoa; Chordata; Mammalia; Rodentia; Muridae. The transcript has 19 exons. The coding region runs from base 137 to 2287 and encodes 716 amino acids. The record is from RefSeq and is a predicted model, not a curated record.